Messenger RNA from Cyprinodon variegatus (sheepshead minnow), 1211 nucleotides. It is a transcript of the gene mettl8, whose product is annotated as methyltransferase like 8. The coding region runs from base 12 to 1070 and encodes 352 amino acids. Gene Ontology annotation, molecular function: tRNA (cytidine-N3)-methyltransferase activity. NCBI's taxonomy places the organism in Eukaryota, Metazoa, Chordata, Actinopteri, Cyprinodontiformes, Cyprinodontidae. The transcript is spliced from 10 exons. The record is from RefSeq and is a predicted model, not a curated record.
UUGCAGGGUAAAUGCAUAAGCAGUGGAGCUUCUCUGUGCUCAAACAGGCUUCUGCUCUCCUUCGAUUUCACGUGAGAUUAAAGAGCACCAAUGUAAGACCAACGGCUCCUCUGGGUUCACGAGUUCUGACCAACCCUGAUGACAUCUUUAAACACAACAUGUGGGACCAUGUGCAGUGGACAGAGGAGGACAAAGAGGCUGCUCGGCAGAGGGCAGAAGAAAAUUCAAGAUUACGACUUCCUUUAACAGAACAAGGUAAAUUUGUCACAAAUGCCAGUCAGUACUGGGACCACUUUUAUGAGGUGCAUCAAGAUAAAUUCUUCAAAGAUCGCAGGUGGCUGUUUUUAGAGUUCCCAGAGCUGCUUCCUUCAUCUGUGGAAAAAAGGACAAACAUAUGCCUCAGUCAUCAGGAACCAACACCAGAGCCAAAUGAAGUGGUCGCAGAGGCCUCGUUUUUUCCUGGACAGCAAACAUCUUUUAGGAUCUUGGAGGUUGGAUGUGGAGUUGGAAACAGUGUAUUUCCCAUCCUUAAUGCCAUAAAGAACACAGACUCAUUUUUCUACUGCUGUGACUUCUCCCCUCGUGCCAUUCAGCUGGUUAAGGACCAUCCAGACUAUGAUGAUUCUGUUUGUCAUGCCUUUGUCCAUGACAUCUGUAAGGAGGAGACCUCUUUUCCUUUUCCUCCUCAGAGCCUGGAUGUCAUCCUAGCGGUCUUUGUGCUCUCCUCCAUCCAUCCACAGCGAAUGCAAAGAGUGGUGAACCAUCUUUCAAUGUAUCUGAAACCAGGAGGGGUUUUCCUUUUCCGAGAUUAUGGGAGAUACGACUUUUCACAACUAAGGUUUAAGAAGGGUCGAUGCUUAUCAGACAAUUUCUACACUCGUGGAGAUGGAACCUGUGUUUACUUCUUUACAAAAGAAGAGGUCCAUGAUUUAUUUUCCAAAGCUGGACUUGAGGAAAUCCAGAAUCUGGAGGACAAACGACUACAAGUGAACCGUGGAAAGAAGGUUGUAAUGCGUCGGGUGUGGAUGCAGAGCAAGUACAGGAAACCACCUCCAUCAUCACCCUCCUGAAAGCCCCGGAAGCACAGCUGUGUGUGUGUGUUUUUUAUGCUUUUCUGAUACUAUUUAUAUCUUGUGUAUUCUAUUGCAAUAUAUCUUCUAUUUAAUUUUUGUAUGACAUUUAAACUGCAGCAAAAUAAUUUUAAUAAAAUU